AGCAAAUCUGUCUUCGUCUCGUUCUCUGAAUGUCAAUCUCGAUCCUCUUAUGUGUAGUCUCAAUCUGUAUCAAUUUCUCGUUCAAUUCAGCAUCUCGUUCGAUUCAGUCUCUAUUGUUUUUUCUUAAUCUCAGUCUAGUACUUCGAUCUCUGUCUCAAUCCUUCAUUGUCACUUUUCAUCGAUCUUCAUCCGUGAAGAGCUUGGUGAAACUUCUGUUGAAGGUUUAGGAGUUUCAUUUUGAUAUAUCAAUUUUAAUGUUUUGGUAAAUAAUUGAUAUCUAAUUGAUCUCUAUGUGACUGUUCUUGACUUCUUGCAACUGAGUUACGCUCAUGAGAAUAACUGAGUUACAUGUUUUGGCAAGAUGUCGCUUGCCUGUGAUCUUGUGGUGUCAUCCAGGAAGUGGAGAUGUGAUUGCCCGCUCAUCACAACCUUUAUUUGGUUUGAUGAUGAACAUGAGGAGUCUUGAUAAAGCUGUGGAGCUAAAUUAUCAGUGGAUUGCAUUUGAUGAUGUUUGUUACCAUGUUCAGGUGACAGUGAAGAAUCCAAACCUCUUGUUGCUUGUGGUUUCGUUACCAAAUCCACCACCUGAAGCAAUGUCCUUUGAUGGACUUCCAUUAGGAGCUAUAGAAGCCAUUAAAGCUACUUACAGGACUGGUUUUCAAGAGGUUGAAGUAUUGUCUCAUAUCACAUGGAAACCCAAGUGGGGAAUGAUCUUCUCUGAUAUCAAAAAGAAAGUCAGCAGGAACUGCGAGGUCUCUCAGAGAUCCACGAUGGCUAUUACAAUUAGUUUAAGUGUCGAACGCUUUGUGUUUUCUUUUAUUACAUGCACUUGA
This is a messenger RNA of Arabidopsis lyrata subsp. lyrata, 833 nucleotides long. RefSeq lists its product as uncharacterized. The coding region runs from base 330 to 833 and encodes 167 amino acids. The transcript has 5 exons. NCBI's taxonomy places the organism in Eukaryota, Viridiplantae, Streptophyta, Magnoliopsida, Brassicales, Brassicaceae. Gene Ontology annotation, biological process: Arp2/3 complex-mediated actin nucleation; actin filament polymerization. Gene Ontology annotation, cellular component: actin cytoskeleton; Arp2/3 protein complex. The record is from RefSeq and is a predicted model, not a curated record.